AUGGUCCCUGGCGGAUAUGGUGGAGGUGGGAGUUCUGGUGGACAUCCUUAUGGAUCAGCGAGCGGCGGUGGCCAAACAUCUGUCAUGUUUUUGAAUAACUCUCUCUAUAAUCGAGUGAUUGUGAGCGGCGGUGGUGGUGGAGCUGAUGAUAUUAACAGUUAUGACUCAAGAGGAGGCUCUGGUGGAGGUAUUGUGACCCAAGGUUGGUGGACAGAAAAAAUCUAUGUCGAUGAUUACGUCGCUAAUUCAACUUUUGGGUUCACUUUUGGAACAGGAGAAGCUGCCUCGCCACAAAAAUCGCGAAACCCGAACGGUGUGCAAAAAUUUUGUAAUCUAGGCGAUAAAUUCGGUGGCGGUGGUGGCUGGUAUGGAGGGUUCUCAAGUAAUUAUAUCAAUGGUGGAUGUGGUGGUGGCAGUUCUUGGGCAUUGACUGAAGAUUCUAUUGUAUAUGAUGGUUUGAUUGAAUCUAGAGAUGAAUUUUAUAAUAAUGCUGUUUCCCAAAAAUAUUCUUUUGAUAAAAACUCUGGAUUUCUAUUUUAUAAUGUUGUUCAUGUUCCAGGAAUCUGGCAAGGGAAUGGAAAAUUAGUAAUUACCAUUCUUCCUUGCAUUAAUUGCAACACUCAUCUCAUUUUAUAUCGAAUGCAGUUAGGAUUUCUGCUAUUUCUAACUUUUGCAUUUAGUUGA
Molecule: messenger RNA, 684 nt
Organism: Trichomonas vaginalis G3
Lineage: Eukaryota; Parabasalia; Trichomonadida; Trichomonadidae
Product: glycine-rich protein family
Exons: 1
Coding region: 1-684 (227 amino acids)
Source: RefSeq, a predicted model, not a curated record